Messenger RNA from Moneuplotes crassus, 2475 nucleotides. The record is from the annotation of a GenBank genome assembly. Lineage: Eukaryota; Ciliophora; Spirotrichea; Euplotida; Euplotidae.
UUUUGGAGGCUGGAGUUUGGCUGGUUAGAUUUGGCAAAUCUUAGCAAAUUUAUUGAGGCUUUAUUUUCCCCACCUUCGAGCAUAUUAAACAUAUACUUAACUCAAAUGUUUGCUUCUAUAUUUAUGAUAUGCUGGAUAAUAAGUGAUCUUGAAUAUAAUCAUCAUUUUGAUAUCUCCAUUCUAAUUUAGCAUGAUUUUGAGAGGUUUAUACAAGCUAAUUUUGGAUUUUAAAAUUGUAUUCGAAGAAAACUCACUCUUUAUAAUCUUUAAUUUGAGCUAUCGUUCAACCGCCUAAACCUUAAGGUGCCUUAGUCAGACAAUACCUUGAAAAAUUAUGACUUAAAAUAGAAAAUUGAUCCCACUCGAGAAGCUCACGAAUUUUCAGAGUAAAAGCCACAGGGCAAAGCGUAGAGUGUAUAAACUUAGGAAUUUAAGCCAAGAGCCAAAGACUGGCAUUACUCCUCAUAAAGAAUUGUUCAAACCAAUAGAGAUACAGCGGCUCUCCUCCCAGUCUCCGACUGGGGAGGAAGAGAUCUGCCUGGAUGAUUUUGAAAUAAUUGAGGAGAUUGGCAGCGGAACAUACGGUACUGUCUAUAAGGCAAAGUUUAUCUCAGUGACUAAAUUUCUAGAGAGAUCUAGCAAUAGUUUCUAUGCUAUUAAGAAGAUCUCACUUGAACACAAGCCGAAGGAAAUGGUUCGAGAGUUUGUCCUGCUGAAGAACAUUCACCAUGACAAUAUCAUUAAAUGAUAUACCUCAUUCGUUGAAAAUGAGUUCUUGUAUAUUGUGAUGGAAUAUGCAGAAGGUGGUGACCUUCUGUCACUUAUUCAUAAACAGAAAGAAUCCAGGAAAUUCUUUUCAGAAAAGGUUUUGUGGCAAUAUGCAUGGGAGCUGUGCCUAGGCCUGCUUCAUAUCCAUUCCAAUGAUAUCAUCCAUCGUGAUAUUAAGACUUUGAAUGUAAUGAUUAAAAAUGGAGUUCUGAAAAUUGGUGAUCUUGGAGAGUCGAGGACUCUCAACAAAACUGAUUAUUUGUCAGGAAAAAUGGUUGGCACUCCGAUGUUCUUAGCUCCAGAGGUGAUCAAGAACCAAAACUAUGACCACAGAGUUGACAUAUAUGCUUUUGGAUGAGUAAUGUAUCAUCUUGCAGCUCUUGAACCUCCAUUUUAUAGUGAAGAUUUUGAAACUCUACUCAAGAAUAUCAAAUAUAAGUCUCCAAAACCUUUAUUGGGAUGUUACUCUCCAAAGCUGAAAGGGUUCAUCAUGAAGUUGCUCGCAAAGAAGGUAUCGAACAGGCCAUUUGUAGCUGAAUUGUUCUCCUUAUUCCCUACAUCUUUCAGAUUCAUGAAUCUAGUUGACCUGUCGAACUUUAAGAAAUGAGGAAAGAUAGAUGAUAUUUCAAUUAAGAAGUCUAUUAUUGAUAAGGGACUCCAAGAGAUUGGAAAUGAGUUCAUAGCUUUAAAGAACAGACAGAUGAUGAAGAAGAUCAAUUUUAAGAAUAAUAUCAACCGGAGAAACCAGCAGAUCACUUUAAAUCUAGCGAAUGUGUUCCACCAGCGCCAGGUUGGAAGGAGAGAUGGCAAUCCUAUGGUGAAGGAUAAUCUAAUAUCAAAGCCUAAAGUUGUGGUUGAUGGCGACCAUUCUUUUUCAAAUGACUCGGAUUCGAUCAUCAGAGCAGUUUUAGAAGAUAAUCAAGGAAAUUCAUGCCCUUUUAAAAAGAGAAAUAAAUCUACUAAGACUAUCAAUGCAGCGAAGAGAAGGAGUUCACUCAAGAUAUGCAUUCAGGAAGAUUCUAAAGGCAUUGAGUUUAAAGGACAGACUUAUUUCUCAAACCAUGCUUCUCAACUAUCUGCUGAGAAGAGGCCACCUUCUUCAGAAUUUCCUGAUCUUAAGAGGACAGAUAGGCCAAAGAAGGAAAGCUGAAAUAGUGCAUUGGAGGUUCAUCAUAAAGAUGGAAGAAUUAACUUGGAAAUUCCAAUAUCGAGCAAUUAUCAGACUAUUAGAAAAAAUGUUGGUCAUCAUGGAGCAUCUCAGGAUCGUUCAAGGAUGUUACCGAAGUUAAAAUAAUAUUGACCACCAGUGGAAUACCGCUAAUACUAAGACAACCUCUAAUGAAGCCUCAGAACAGGGAAGAUACACCAACUUCAAAAGUUUAAAUAAUUUUGCUUUAAAGCCAAAUAAGGGUCAUAGAAAGUCAGUAGAAGCUCCUGUGUCAGAAUAUACUUCUCAAGAUAUUUAUUACUCAAAAUCUGGUGAUCGUAAUCGGGUUAGCCUCCAUACUCAUGCCAACCGGUUCAAUCCUAAUUGUAAGAUGAUCAGUCCACAGAAAAAGAAAAAUUCGAAGAAAUUUAACAUUCAUAUGAUCUAGUCUCAAUAUUUUUUAAAAACCCUCCAAUGGAUACCUCAUGGACAUGGUAGAUAGUAAUUUAGGCAAUAUUUGAGAUUUAGAUGUAGGUUGCACUAUAGUUUUAAUUCAAUAA